AAAAACUAAGGAAAGCCCUAAAAAACUUAUGAAAGAACGAAGAGGCUGUUUCGCCGCUGAUUGAUUUCAACACUUUGGGGGAAAGAUUGUUACAGAUGGUACUGUACUAUCUAAAGAUUUGCCGAAGAUUGUGUGUAGUUAGAUACUUAUAGGGUUUAGCUAUUGUUUACUAGUCAGAAACCGCGUAUAUGAAAAUCUAUGAGAUGUUUUGGAGUUUCUGGAAAGGGUUUUGCAAUGAAUAUGGAAAGGAAGCCAAAUGGGGUUCGGUCAAAUCAUGGGAAUUAUUGGUUGUUGGUUCAUCAUUGCCAUAACUCUGUCUGUGUUUGUUCAUAUUAUACAGGAAAAGAAAAAGCAAAAGGUUUAACAACGUUUCAUCUCCUGAAAGAUCAUCAACAAGCUUUGCAGGGCUGUUCUGACUAGAGAAAUGGAUCCGGGUCGCUAUGGUCUUCAGCAAGGAUGGGAUAAUAACAGCGCUCUGGAGGGGUAUGGUGCAGUUCACGAACCAAACUUUCGGAUUGGUGGGUCAUAUGAUGACAGAAGGUUUUUAGAUGAAAGAUACUCAAGGGAUAACAUAUAUCCGAGAAAUGCAUUUCAUCGUGACAUUAUUAAUAGGGAUAAUUACCCACCCCCACCCCCACCUCAUCCUCAUGUUGGUAUUUGGCCACAGUCAAGAAGGAGAAGUUAUGAAGAAGAAUUCCCAAUUGAUAGGGAAUCAAGGCGACAUGAGAAACCAUACAAUGAUCCAUAUCAUGAAAUGGAUACUUUUCAUGAGCCUGAGCUUGAUACUUUUAAGGAAUUUGACGAAUUUCGGGAUGGCUAUCGAAAUAUUGAAAACUAUCGUGAUAUUGGAUUUGACAAAUCUGCUAGGGUAGGGGGACGUGAUCAGGAUGAGUAUGCACAUGAUGAUUAUGAUCAUAGGUCUCGUGCUUCCCAUCAAAGUAGUAGGGAGGACAGUCGUGAAAGAGACUAUGACUAUGGUCGGAAUAGUUAUGAUUCUGAUUAUGAUAGAGGUGGUAGGAAAGAUGGUAAUUGGAGGAGGCGGGAAUCGCGUGAUCGAGAAAGAGAUCAAAGUCCCUACAAAAGGCAUGAUAGGGAAAGAGAUCACAGUCCAUGUAGAAGGCAUGAACGUUCUCGGUCUCGUGGACGUGAUGACAAUGGCCAUACUAGAUCAAGAUCUCCUCGUGGUCGUAGCCAUGGUCGAAGUCAUCGAGAGGACAGCUCUGAUGAUGCUAGGCAUGAAAGACAUGAAAGGUUUGAGAGGCGACGUGACCGUGAAGAGAAGCGUCAGCGUGAUCACUACUCUGUGGCACCAUCAGCUACUGUCGUUGUGAAGGGUCUUUCACAAAAAACAACUGAAGAAGAUCUUUAUCAGAUCCUCGCUGAAUGGGGUCCUCUUCGUCAUGUUCGAGUUAUAAAGGAGCGAAACUCUGGCAUAUCACGGGGAUUUGCUUUUAUUGAUUUCCCUUCUGUGGGAGCUGCACGUGCUAUGAUGGAGAAGCUUGGAGAUGACGGUCUUGUUGUUGAUGGCAGGAAGCUUUUCUUUGAGUAUAGUAGUAAGCCAACUGGAGGGGCUGGUGGAGCACUUGGGCAAGAAGGAUCCACCAAAGUGGGUAACCAUAGAAGCGUCACAGUGCCAUCUGAUUGGAUGUGUAUUAGUUGUGGCUACAUUAAUUUUGCACGGAGGACAUCUUGUUUUCAGUGUAAUGAAGCACGAUCUGAAGAUGCUCCCCCCGCAGACAUUUCUCAGUCAAAUCCAACACCUUUGGGAAAAAAAGGAUUAGAAGCUGGUCCUACUCAUGUAUUGGUUGUUCGUGGACUGGAUGAAAAUGCCGAUGAAGAAAUGCUUCGUUAUGAAUUUUCCAAGCAUGCUCCGAUUAAGGACCUUCGCCUUGUUAGAGACAAAUUUACUCAUGUUUCAAGGGGGUUUGCAUUUGUACACUUUCAUUCGGUGGAAGAUGCUACAAAAGCUCUAGAAACAACAAAUGGGACAACACUCGAAAAGAAUGGCCAGAUUUUGAGAGUAGCAUACGCAAAAAGCAUUCUUGGUCCAGGAUCAGGAACAUCAGGACAUUCACAGUCCAGUAGCCUUGCGGCCGCUGCAAUUGAGGCAGCGGCAUUUUCUCAACAGUAUGAUGCUGUUGGAUGGGCACCAAAAGAAUACAAUCCAGAUGACAAGCAAUCUGUUGGAGGACUGGGGCAAAGUGGUGGGGAUAUUGUUGUCCAAAAAGAGGGCUCGGCUCCACAAUCUGGUUUUGUUUGGGAUGAAGCAUCUGGGUAUUAUUACGAUGCUGCUUCUGGCUUCUACUAUGAUGGAAAUACAGGUCUUUAUUAUGAUAGUAAUAAUGGGAUUUGGUAUUCGUAUGAUGACCAAGCACAACAGUACAUCCCUUGCACAGAUCAAAAUGACAACAAAACGAUGGCUAGUCAAUCUGAGCUUUCCAAAAUAUCAGAUGGUUCUAAUGACAGGAAAGUAGUGAUUUCUGCUCCGGCUACUACCUCAAUAUCAGAGAAGGGAUCAUCAUUACCAGAUGUUGUCCAGGCUGCUGCAACUGCAGCAAUAGCAGCAGAAAAAAAAGAGAAAGAAAAGUUAAAAGAGAUUAAGUUGGCGUCAAAAAGCAGUAUUCUAGCAAAUAAAAAGAAAAUGAAUAAUGUAUUGUCAAUGUGGAAACAGAGGAGUCAUGAAGGCCAAACAACUCGUGUGGCUUUGGAUGACGGUCAGCCAACUGUAUCAACUGAAGAUAGAGCUCUUUAUGGUGGUCAGGCCUCAAAGAACAAGUUUAAGAGUGACGUGUUGAGUGUGAAAGAGAAUGUAACGACAAGUUCAGGACUUCCUACUCCUGUUUUGUCUUCCCAGAAUUCAAGACCUGUGAGUAACAGUUUGGGUGGAAGUUUGAUGGGUGUCAUAAGGGGUUCUGGAAGAGGAGUGACAAAAUCAGAACCUUCAUCUUAUGGAUUGUCAACUGGAGUCACUACCUCUAUGGUUUCCACUGCAAAUGUGGAUGGAUCAGUUCUGUUGGCUAAUCAAGAGAUACCACAUGUUGUUACAUCCUUUAAAACAGAUGCAUCUGCAUUGGGGUCUUAUACACCACCUGUUUCUGCUGGGAGUGGAAAAAGAAGGUUCUCUGAAAUGCCUCUUCCUGUAGGUCCUGGUCAAAAGGAACAGUUUCAGACAACUUAUAGAGAUCGUGCUGCUGAGAGGAGGAGCCUCUAUGGCUCGUCACUAUCUGUAGGAGAUAAUUCAUCCGACCUUGGUUUAGGGGAUGCGACUCGAGAUUUUGUUCCAAGGAAGGGUUCAUUGGAUCCAAUGCCUUUUCCUCCUGGUGUUGGUGGAGGACGUCCUGCUGGUGAUGCAAGCGUAAGCAGCUAUGAGGUGAUCACAACAGAAAAAGCAAUUGAUGAAAGUAAUGUAGGCAAUCGAAUGCUCCGCAGCAUGGGAUGGCAUGAGGGACUGGUAAGAGUGACUUGCUGGUUUCAUUUGUGUAGCUGUAUGCUCAUCUGCACUUACACCUGUUUAUUUUUGCUUUCAGUAUCCUUCUGUGUUUUAUGUCUUUGUUUCAAUGAAAUGAUUGUAGCUUUAAUAGUUGGUUUUAACUGGCUACAUUAUUUAACGUCUUUGUUAAUGAAUGGAAAUAUAUUUUUGUUCCUUUACAUUGGGUGAUGUUUUUUGUUUUCUUUUACCUCACUUAAUCUCCUUGAGUUUGAGAAAGGUACAUGAUCUCCCUCAAUUUUUAGAUACCAUGCCUUCCCUUGGUGAAUUUAUGAAGUUUCAUUCCGUACGUGUUUGCCUGUUGGUUCCUUGAGAAUAGAGAUUUUCAACCUUGUGCUGUCCACUAGCUAAGUAUUGGCAUUUCUAAUAUGUCAGAGUUUUGGUAUAUUUCUUUUGUCUUCGGAUGUUAUAUACAGGGGCUAGGGAAAGAUGGGAGUGGAAUGAAAGAGCCAGUGCAGGCACAAGCGGUGGAAAGUAGAGCAGGACUUGGGAGUAGUAGGCAGAAGAAGUUGGAUCCUAGCCUUGAGGUGCAGGCUGGGGAUAGUUACAAAACUCUCAUU
Messenger RNA from Cannabis sativa, 4047 nucleotides. Its product is annotated as SUPPRESSOR OF ABI3-5. The coding region runs from base 425 to 3658 and encodes 1077 amino acids. Gene Ontology annotation, cellular component: nucleus. NCBI's taxonomy places the organism in Eukaryota, Viridiplantae, Streptophyta, Magnoliopsida, Rosales, Cannabaceae. The record is from RefSeq and is a predicted model, not a curated record. Gene Ontology annotation, biological process: mRNA splicing, via spliceosome. The transcript is spliced from 15 exons. Gene Ontology annotation, molecular function: RNA binding.